Messenger RNA from Candoia aspera, 2843 nucleotides. RefSeq names its product FIC domain protein adenylyltransferase (gene FICD). The transcript has 2 exons. NCBI's taxonomy places the organism in Eukaryota, Metazoa, Chordata, Lepidosauria, Squamata, Candoiidae. Gene Ontology annotation, molecular function: protein binding. The coding region runs from base 16 to 1410 and encodes 464 amino acids. The record is from RefSeq and is a predicted model, not a curated record.
UUGCCCGGCGCCCCGAUGAACCUCGUCUCGAUGGCGGCCGUGGGGCCGGUGGCGGAGCCGGAGCUGAAGUGGGCCUCCCUCUGGCUCCGGGCCCGCUGGGCGGUGCUGCUGCUGGCGCUGCUGGCGGCCUCCCUGGGGGUGCUGCUCCCGGCGCUGCUGGUGGAGGAGCAGCGGCAGGCCGUUGUCAAGGGCUGGGCCUUCCUCAGGAGCAAGCUGGGGCUGGGCUACGUGGGCGUCGCCACCUGCCCCGGGCAGACCACGGACCUCAGCGUGACCUCCGGCGGGUUGGAGCUGCUGGUGCUGAAGCCCAAAGUCUCCCCAGAGGUCAGAUUAGAAGCCAGAGCGGCACUGCACCAGGCUGUGGAGAUGAAAAGGCAGGGGAAGCGGGAGAAAGCUCACAAGCUCUUUCUGCACGCGCUCAAGAUGGACCCGGACUACGUCGAUGCCUUGACGGAGUUUGGCCUCUUCUCCGAAGAGGAGAAAGACAUCGUUCAGGCGGACUACCUGUACUCCAAGGCCUUAACCAUCUCCCCGCACAACGAGAAGGCUCUGAUCAGCCGCGACCGGACGCUUCCCCUUGUGGAAGAGAUUGACCAGAGGUACUUCAGCAUCAUUGACAGCAAGGUCCAGAAGGUCCUGUCUAUCCCCAAAGGCAACUCCGCCCUGCGGCGGGUGAUGGAGGAGGCGUACUAUCACCACAUUUACCACACCGUGGCCAUUGAGGGGAACACCCUGACGCUGGCGGAGAUACGCCACAUCAUUGAGACCCGAUACGCUGUUCCCGGAAGAAGUCUGGAAGAGCAGAACGAGGUCAUUGGCAUGCACGCGGCGAUGAAAUACGUCAACGCCACCCUUUUAUCUAGGACAGGAUCCGUCACCCUCGCUGACGUGUUAGAAAUCCACAGGAGGGUGCUUGGCUACGUGGACCCUAUAGAAGCGGGGAGAUUGAGGACUACCCAGGUGUUCGUCGGACACCACAUCCCGCCCCAUCCGCUUGACGUGGAGAAGCAGAUGCUGGAAUUUGUGCAGUGGAUCAACUCCGAGGACGCUGUGAGCCUGCACCCGGUAGAAUUUGCUGCUCUGGCCCAUUACAAGCUGGUGUACAUCCACCCGUUUGUAGAUGGCAAUGGGAGGACGUCCCGGCUCUUGAUGAACCUUAUCCUCAUGCAGGCCGGCUACCCCCCGAUCACCAUCCGGAAGGAGCAGCGGGCAGAGUAUUACCACGCCUUGGAGGUGGCCAACGGAGGGGACGUCCGGCCGUUCAUCCGCCUGAUUGCCAAAUGCACCGAGACGACCCUCGACAUGCUGCUCUUUGCCACCACAGAGCAUUCCGUGGGCCUUCCCGAAGCCCACGGCGGCGGCACCGGCACAGACUGCAAACAGACCGUCUCGCUCAAAACUCAGGGCUGAACAUUGGUAGUGAACGACACCCCUGGGGAGAAGAGCUGGAAAAGCACUUUCUGUAAAGCAUUUCACUUAUUUAAUUAUGUCUUAAGUUAAAUCUUUUAAUGCAGUGACCUCUCAAUAUUUAUUACCCCAUAAUAAGCCCGAUGUAACCUGUCUAAUUUUAUUACAAAAGGGAGCAGGCCAGCUUGAUGCCAUAGGACUGCUUUUCUUGCUAAUGUUAGCCAGUUACAGUCAAGCAGGACUAUUUUAGCUGGGAGGAUCCUGCCCAUAGUGAACUUCCCGGCCAAAGAUGGUCAGAUAUGGAAAAUGUGGCUGUUAAUGUUAUGCAGUGAAGUCUGGCUGAGGAGUUCAUUGGUGUGCUUAGCAAACUGGUGCAGUUAUGGUGCAGUUCAGUUUGCUAACACGUGGGGAGGCCCAAACUCCACCCCUUCGGGAAAGGGGGAAGGAAACUUGUGCGAAUCCCACAAAGCUGCGGUUUAAAUCCACGCCCCCCCCCCAUUUGUGUAAGCUUCAAAUCUAAAACCAGACCGGCUUCCUGUAUGCCAGUGCCUUGGUAGGGACCUAACUUGUAUUUGUACUGAACUGUGCCUUAGCUCUUCCCCUGUCACCCUUCCAGCAGAACCACUCCAAAAAGAUGUCUCCAUUUGGGCCAGGGCCUUUGGACUGCUACUUAAAAACAAAACCAUGGGAAGCCAAACAAUGCACAAUACCACAGCAAGGUCUACUGUUUGGAAGUUGAAGAGCUGUACCACUGUAUAGCGCACGUUUGCUCUGUGGCUCUGGUGUGGUAUUGUCUGUGCAAAACAAACUAUAAAGCCUCAAAAAGCAAAAAGUUGAAGGGUUUCUUAAAAGCCUUCUUUGAUAGCACUUUACUUUUAUUCUACUUGGAAUGUGAAAACGUUGCCCCAGAUUUCAAAGGAGAAAAGGGUGAGAUGUGUGUGCCUUCGUUAAGCUGCAAACUGAGCAUGCACACCAGUGUUUCUCAACCUUGGCAGCUUUAAGAUGCGUGGACUUCAACUCCCAGAAUUCUGCAGCCAGCAUGGCUGGCUAGGGAAUUCUGGGAGUUGAAGUCCACGCAUCUUAAAGUUGCCACGGUUGAGAAACACUGAUCCUCACACACAAUCUGUGCCACUGAAUGUGUCCCUGACCCUGUUCCGCUCACAUUCUUGGCUCACCCAGUUUGCCACCUCGGUUGUCCCCUUGAAGAACCACCCUUGGAAAGACACAGAUGUGUUCGAGAGGUAGGAUCAAAUCUUCACUCCUCAGGUCCGUCCAGACUUCAGAGAGGGUGGCUGCCCUUUAGUCCUAUGUUUAAGGGGAGACUGGCAGGUACCACCACAAUGCAGUGUUUGAAAUAUGAGCAGCACCUGACAAUGCUUUUGCACGAAAGUUUUGCAAAGUCUGUGCAUAUUUGGUUGCAAUAAAGAGAUUUCCUG